This is a messenger RNA of Funneliformis caledonium, 5502 nucleotides long. NCBI's taxonomy places the organism in Eukaryota, Fungi, Glomeromycota, Glomeromycetes, Glomerales, Glomeraceae. The record is from the annotation of a GenBank genome assembly.
AUGGAUCCAGUCGAAAGUUCAAUAAUUAAAACUGGUGUUAGUAGUAGCAAUAGUGAUAAUAAGAGGAGUUCUACCCAAAAUUCAACUAUUAACGAACAGGAGCAACCUUCAGCACGAAGAACGGGAGCCUUUACAAGGAAACGAAGAAGUACUCAAAGUAAUGGAGAUGGUUCUAGUUCUUCCACAAAACAGACGUUCACUACUGCUAUAAAUCAGAUCUUGCAUAGGCGCGCAUCGAUUUCUUCACAGAGACCAAAAGAUUUAAUUGCAGAAAUAAAUACCAGUAAAAUAGAUAAUAAUAAAACACGAAAUACUUCUCCCCCAAGUCCAAUUUCCGUUAAUGCGUCGAUUCAACAACAAAAUCAACCUUUACCUUCUCAUUCAACACAGCACCAACCAACUUUACAGCGAUUGUUACGAAAGAAAAGUUUUCGUGCUUCCAGACAAUUUUCUCCAGUUUCCCCUCUCAAGCCUCCUUUCCAUUAUCGCCAACAGUUUGAAGAAGAUCCUUCUAGAGAACAAAAGUUAUUAUUUCACCAAACAAAGGACGAUAAAAUGGAAAAAUUAUUAAAAAAGGCAAAAAUUUUUUUGGAUAUAAAGCAAAGACCUAAAGCCAGAAUUGCAUCAUUAUGGAGUGUUAUAGAUGUUGCGAAUGAAUUGGAUCAGGCACAAUUUUUUCAACAAAAUUCUGGAGACGUUUUCGAUGUAGUUUAUAGUUCAUUUAUGAGUCAAGUGGAUAAAAUAAAACAGAAACCGGAUAGAUCCACGCCUUUUACAUCAAAAGAAUUUUUAAAUUUAAAUAAGAUUUUACUUUUAUUACGUAAAAUAUUUUUAUUUUUGCCUGAUAAAAUAAGGGUUGGAUGGCAAAGAAAACAAAUAGCCGAAAUAUUGUCAGUUUUACUUGAUCAUGGAAAUCAUCCUCGAGUUCGAAAACAAGGAUUUCAGCUUUUGUUAUUAUGGAUAAAUGAUCAAACAAUAGAAUUAGAUGAAUGCAUGUACUUAUAUUCAAAUGCCAUUUCAUUGGAUUUAUUUUUAUGUGAUCAAAUGAAGAAUAUAGGCGAAGAAUCGUGUAACUCAAAGGACAAUGUAUGGAGGAAAAGUCAUAUUCCUAUUGCUCUAGGACAAGAAUUAAUACGAGGUGAUCAUCGGGGUCCUUUAUUUCCAAAUCCACAUUCAUCGACAUUUAAUGAUGCGGUAAAUUUAAUUCAAGUAAAUGUAGGUAAUCUAGUUAGAUUAGCUCAUGUUGCAGCUGGAUCAAUACCACCAUCAGAGAAUUAUGAAUUUCCUGCAAUAGAAAGUAUUGAACCUGAUAAUGGGAUUGCUAUAGGAAUGGGAAUUGAUGCGGCAUUAGCUGCUGCAAAGUUUCAUUUUGAAUUAAUAAAGAAACAAUAUCUUGUGAAAAUUUUUCCUCAAUGUGCUAAAUGUCUUGGAUUAUUACCCGAAAAUCAAGAAGAUGGGUUUCAAAAAUGUCCACCAGCAAUACUUAGAGCUUUAAUUACAUUUUUUAUUCAUCAUUGUCUUGAUAAUCAUAGAAUGUCCGACAAUAUUUCUUCAUAUCCUUCACCAGCUACACCUAUAUUAAAAUCUAUAGUAUUAGGUCCCGAGAAUCGUGAAUUUGCACAUGAAAUUGUGAGACAAUCUUUGAUGUUACCAGCUGGUAGCCCUCUUUAUAAAGAUAUUGUUAGAGGUGCUGUUCAUAUAGUGGGUGUUUGGAUUCUAAGUGGGGAAGAAGAAAGGCCAGCGUACUUACGUAAGUCCCUUCAAAAUCUACCCUCACCAAUUAGUCAAAAUGAUGCAUCAACAACACCAGCUUCAACACCAUUAUCAGCUUCAUCAUUUACAAGUUCAUAUUCAGAUGCAAAUGUAUAUCUUAGAAGGUAUAUCGAAUUAUUAAAUUUGGUAUUUGAGGAUCAUUCGUUCUUAACGAUUGAUGGAGGAAUGACAAAUAUUGAAGUGGAAGCACAAGUUUCUAUUUAUCGAGAUGUUUUGUCUUUGUAUCGUUCGAUUAUGACCGAAGGCUCGAUUGAAUUAGAGUUAGAAACCUGGGGAACAAUACUUAGAUCACUUUUGAACAUUCAGAAAAGGAUUAUGAAUCAAACUGAUAAGUAUGCUCUGAUUCCUUCUGUAGCUUUGGCCGAUGAUUUAGCUGAUUACUUGAUCGAAACAAUAUUAUACGCGUUUUCUCGGUCAAAAAUUCCAGUUCCAGAAUUAUGGGGUGAACUGAAAGUUCAAAUGAGUUUUAGUACGAGGUGGUCUCAAACUAUGACACAAUGGGCUAAAAUAAUGUUGCGUUUGUCAAAGAUUUUAUCAAAACAUGUACAUCAAGUUGACCUUGAUCAAGUAGAAUUACAGAAACGUCUCUCAGUAAUGCCAUCAUCAGAACGUCAUCAUCAUCGCCGCAAACCUUCCAAAAAUCGUACAAAACAUCUUUCUUUAAAACAUAAAUCUUCAGGUAGCACUUCUUCACGUGAAGAUUUUGAUUUCUCACCAUCAGGACUACCUAAAAAUGAAAGCGGUAAAUUUGGAAGACGAACUUUGAGUAUGCAUUCAGAUACGAAUCCAUUAGAUACUAAAUUGUUAGGUGUUAGUGGACCAAAUUUGUUGAAUAUUUCAAAUCGAACAUCCGUUUCAUCAAUAUUUUUCAUUCAGCCGAAUUUUAGUAAUGAAAAACUAUCGAUGUCCUUGGCUAAUUUCAGGAGUCCAGAUUUCAUUAACCUCGAUAUUUUACCUUGGACUUCUGAAACUUCGUUGUUAGUAUGGAGAAAUAUGCUUUGUGCUUUGGGCAAUUUAAAUCACAUUCAGAUUAUUCCUCAUCACGCUGAAGCUAUUAAAUGUUUAGUGGAUAUGUUAGAUAUGUUUGGAAUGGUUUGCUAUAAUCAACUCGGAAACGUUCCCUUCCCUUUAAUUUAUGAAUUUGCUCCUUGGCUUCUUGAGGCUUGCGAUUUGCCAUUAGCCUUCGCACCUGGACGGGUAUUAGCUUAUGGAGGAUUAUGUAAGAUUAUGUCAUUUAGGCACCAUAAUGACUUCGAUGAUUCUUACUAUCAUCAUUUUUAUCGUGCUUUGUUGAAAGGGUUAUCUGAUUAUGACAAUUCUAUAAUUUAUGCGAUAAUUAAUAAUUCAGCAAAGUUAUUUUCUCAAUGUCUUCCAGGAAUUAAUAUUCUUUAUCGUUCUUUUAUUGAAUCUAUAAGAAAUUUAUUAUCAAAACAUAAUUCAAAGAGAGUUCCUGAAGGGACAAGACAAAACGCCAUUAUUAUACUCUAUUCACUUAUAUGUAUAGUAAAUCAAGUUCCAUCUGCAAAAGUUCCUCUUGUUCAAUAUAUGAAACUUGCUCAAAUUAAUGAAUUUGAUGAAUCAAGUUUCAGCUUAUUGAGUGAUGUAAGGUUUUCCGAGGUUGGAGAAACAUUAAUAAAUUCACUAUCAACAGAAACUUCAAUAAAACAUAGCGAAACGCAUAAUAUGUUAUUAUAUGGCAUUUGCACAUUCGCAUUUGAUGAACUUACUACAACAAGGCCAGGUAAGACUAUCAUUAAAGAAUGUUUCCAAGUGCUAUUGGACCAGUUAUAUUGGAGUCAUUUGCCUGUAGUAUCAGCAGCUACAGAUUGCUUAACUACAUUUGCACAAAAUUCUUCAAUGUGGUUUGAGGAUGAAGAAAUAUACGGAAUGAUACUCCAAGAUGUUUUUGCUAAUUUAAUUGGAGCUCUGAAUGAACAUAUAACAAUACAGAAAGCAACCGUGAGAAACGGGAGAGGCACUGAUCUAGGUCAAAAUGUUUUUGAUGUGAUAGAUUUGGCAUUUGAAAAUCGUGGGGUAGAAUCAUUAAAUUAUUACAAAAAAGUUUAUCCUGCUCCGCUUAGGAAUCAAGGAAAGGAAACUUCCUUUAGAUUUAAAAAAUCAACGCGUAAAGUUUCGUUAGGAAUGAAUCAUGUUGUUGGUGUUGAAAAUAAUGUUGAAGAUGAGAAUUUUGUCAAGGAAGUUGCAGAAUGUAUAUUAUUACAUUUGACACAUCAUUUUAACAAUUUUGCUCCUAUUUAUGGUCCCGCAAUGAUAAAUAGUACUUUAACCGGUCCAUUAAGAACUGACACUAAAGAAGAAGAUUGCGCCGAACAUUAUCAAUAUUUUUCUUUUAAUGAUAAGACAAUAAUCACAAUAAUAGAGAUACCAGACAAUGACAGCUCAAUAUCGCGUUUGAUAAUUCGGGAUAUUACUGGUCGUUAUGCUUGGGAUACUAAACUUUUCUAUUUAGAUGAUCCUUAUUCAAACCAAAAUAGUAUUCCAAAGCAUUGUGAAAUUACAAAUUGUAUGGAACUGAGACCUGAUAUUAAAAUUGAACCAUCAUCGAGAAACAAGUCACCAGAUUCAAAUGCAUCUCCCAGGAGUAGAUUACGUAAUCGGACAAGUAAUUUCUUUAAGGAUAAAAAUAGAUUACCUGUUUGGACUGAAAACAGUAAUAAUGGACAUAUUAAUAUGUUGGAUUAUUUGCUGCAAUACGUAAGUGAACAUACACCACUAUCGAAAGGAACAUCAGAUUAUGGCUUCCAAACUGGAUUAUCGCAGCUUGAGAAAGAAUUGGAUAGACAUAUUCAAGAAGAAAUUCAUUAUCUCAAUUCUACCGGAGGUCAAGCAUCAUCUUGGUACGAAAAUAACAUGUCAUUACGAAAUAGUAUAAGUCAAGUUAUAGAUAAUAAAAGUAAUGGAACUAAAGUAUCUAAACGACUUACAAGGAACCUACUUUAUUCAAGAUCUACAUCACAUUUAUCUCUUGGAGCAGAUUUUUCAUUAUCAAAAUCAUUCUUACCCGUUAUACCACCAGAAGCAGAAAAACCUCAAGAACCUUAUCAACAAUGUCGAUUAUUUCAAAGUCAUUUUGGAUGGUUAAAUUCUGAUACAUUUAAAGAAGGUUCAAUAUGUGUAUUAAAUAAAGGACCAGCCUUAUAUCGAGACAUUCGAUUACUUGACAAAAAGCAUUCACGUGAAAGUAUAAAGGUUGGGUUGUUAUAUGUUGGGACAGGACAAGAAGAUGAGCAAUCUAUUUUACAAAAUACGAGUGGAAGCAAAGAAUAUGAAGAAUUUGUUACAAGUCUUGGAUGGGAAAUUGAUUUAGCCAAUCAUUCCGGAUAUCUUGGUGGAUUGGAAAAAAAUUCUACGAAUGGAACUACUUCGAUUUAUUAUUGUACUUCAACUUUGGAAAUAAUAUUUCACGAUGUAACAAGAAUGCCUACAGAUCCUACAGAUCCAAAGCAACUUCGAAAGAAACGACAUAUAGGGAAUGAUCAUGUACAUAUAAUAUGGAACGAACAUUAUCGAGAUUAUCGAAACUCCACAAUAGGGGGAGAUUUUGGUAACGCUCAAAUAAUCAUAUCACCGUUCUCCACAAAUACCGGAAAUCAAAGUACCAGUUUAUAUGCGGUAGACAUUUAUCGUGAUAAAAUUCCAUCAUUUGGACCUUUAUUAAGUGGAAUGGUUAUUUCAAAAAAUAUGUUGGGACCAUUGAUAUUAAUAUGA